ACCAGAGCCCGCUCCAGUCACUGCUCAGACAGCCGUGGCUGCGUCAGCUGAUUCCUUGCGCUCCAGCCUCUUCUCGCUCUGCUCUCUCAAAGUGGAUUAAAGUCCGCCGCCGCCGCCGUCUCGGAGUUUCUGGGUCAGGAGGAUUAUGAAAGUGAUGUGGAGCUGCUGACAGCGCGGCCAGCCAGUCAGCCAGCCAGCCGCAGCCCACAAGCUUCUUCCCAACCUUGAACUUUUUUCUUUCUUCCUUUCUUUUUAAAAUUUUCUCCCCCUUCCAUUCUGGGCGGCCCCCACCCCGAGAAGGACUUUGGGGUCAGGGUGUGUGUGGAGCAAGGGAGCCACAGUUUAGGAUGGCUUCCAAUUUUAAUGACAUAGUAAAACAGGGGUAUGUAAAGAUUAGGAGCAGACGCUUAGGUAUUUAUCAAAGAUGCUGGCUAGUGUUCAAGAAAGCUUCAAGCAAAGGUCCAAAAAGAUUGGAGAAAUUUUCAGAUGAGCGGGCAGCAUAUUUUAGGUGUUAUCACAAGGUCACAGAGCUUAAUAAUGUUAAGAAUGUAUUACGAUUGCCCAAAAGCACAAAGAAACAUGCAAUUGGGAUUUAUUUCAACGAUGAUACCUCCAAGACCUUUGCUUGUGACUCAGAGCUUGAGGCAGAUGAAUGGUGUAAAGUGCUGCAGAUGGAAUGCUUGGGAACACGGAUUAAUGACAUCAGCCUUGGAGAACCUGAUCUGCUGGCCACUGGUGUAGAAAGAGAGCAAAGUGAGAGAUUCAAUGUGUAUUUGAUGCCAUCUCCUAACUUAGAUGUACAUGGGGAAUGUACCUUGCAGAUAACAUAUGAGCAUAUCUGUCUUUGGGACAUCCAGAAUCCCAGAGUCAAGCUCAUCUCUUGGCCAUUAAGUGCCCUCCGACGAUAUGGACGAGAUCCAACUUGGUUCACAUUUGAGGCAGGAAGGAUGUGUGAUACUGGGGAAGGACUUUUUAUCUUUCAAACAAGAGAUGGAGAAGCCAUUUAUCAGAAAGUACACUCUGCUGCCCUGGCUAUAGCAGAACAGCAUGAGCGUCUGCUUCAGAGUGUGAAAAAUUCAAUGCUCCAAAUGAAGAUGAGUGAGCGAGCUGUCUCACUCAGCACUAUGGUGCCCCUCCCCCGCAGUGCCUACUGGCAGCACAUCACUCGGCAGCACAGCACUGGCCAGCUGUACAGCUUACAAGAUGGUUCAAGUCCUCUGAAGCUUCACCGAACAGAAACUUUCCCUGCCUACCGAUCAGAACACUGAUAGAGGCUACAGUGGUUCUUGGAAACGCUUGUGAUUUGUCAGCCAAUGGACCAACUCGGAGGAAAAACAAAGCAAGGCAGCAAAAGAGCAGGGACAAAAAAUGAAAAUGAAAUACUGGCUAAUUUGCUAUGAUUUCCAAGUUCUGCAAUAUAUACAUAUCAAUUUUUUACCUUUGCCAAAAUGAAAUCUGCUGUAUAGAUAUGGAAUCCUUGUUUCAGAGUUUACAGAUGGACAGAAAAUGAGUUAUAUCAUAUCACUGAUUGGUUUUGUAUGAUAGAUACUGUGUUCUUAGCAAAUAUCUGAAUUUGUCUUUGUAGAUUGUUGUGACUUUGCUUUCAUCAGUUUUAACUGUACUAUGGUCCAUGCCAACAAAUAUCUGGCUUGUACUUCUUGUAUGUUGUGCUUCACAGUUUCUAAAACUGUUGUUCAGGUUAGUUAUCAGGAACCACACUUUAUUAAAUGACUGGCAAAUAAAUUAUCUGACCUGCUCUUCAUAGAUCAAGCUUUGUUCGGAAAUGACAUUUUCCAAGGACUCUGUCAAGUGACAUUUAUGGGGUUGCAUUUUUUAAAAGCUUUUACUUGGUUUAGAACAUCUUCAUAAAAGAUUUUAAAAUAAAACAUCAUUAUUCACCCACAUGGCCUCUUGCAUUCAGUAAUGGAACAUCCUUUUUAUGUGUAUUCAGUGAGCCUACACAUGAUGUGAUGGGUUUAAAAAAAAUAACCCUGCCUUAUUUGCACUAAGCAGAAAUCUGCAUUAAGUGGGGCUAUAAUUCCUGUAGCCAAACCCAGACCUGGACCAAAGUUUUAGAAGCUGACAUGUCUCUGGAAAUUCAAAAAAUAGGUGAGUAACUACUUGUGAUACUAUAUACUCUCAUUCAUGUCCAAGUACAUUUAUUAGAUAAAACUAAAGAAAUUAAGUAGUUUAGCUUUUCUUUCUCAUGGAUCUUAUAAAAGAUUAAUUUUUCAUGAAGUUUUCCAAAUGACUUGUGGUACUGGUUAAACUCCAAAAAAACUUAUUAAUGUUCAAUAAUAAAUCAAUUCCUAUUUAUAUGUCACCUUAAGAUUUACAUACAUUUUUGCUUACAAUGACCCUGUGAAGUUUGCAGUAUAAGUAUUCAUGCCCCCAUUUUACAGACGAGGAAACUGAGGCCUUCUGAUGUCGUGGCUUGUUUAUGUCAUUACAUUCAAUGUGGUUAGCUUUUAAUAUUAGAAUCUAAGUCAAAACAAAUGCAUCCUGGCUCAUAGUCUAAUGUUCUUUUCCCCAUUACAACAUAUUGACUCUUUACCAAGCUCAGAAAAUUUUAUGAGGUGAUGUACUCUGAUCUGAAUUACUUGGCACUGCCAAGGAUUUUGAGUAGCAAUGUAUUCAUUUUUGUCAAUGUAUUAAACCAUUAUUUUGUAUUUCUGCUCACUAUCUCCUACAAUAUCUUCUUGAACAUUUUGAGCCAAGAUGUUGCUCACUUCCCACCCUUUCCCCCACUCUUAUUACACCCUUCCACACCCCCACCCUUUGUCACAUAAUCGUAGUUCUUUUCUAAAAUAUUUAGUUCAGUACAUGCUUUUCAUUCUAGACAUUUCCCUACCUCAAUUCCAUUGUUUUUAUUACUAGAGUAUCCCUAAAGAGGAAGUCACUGUUUUUCAGGGGAUGAGUAGCAAAGGGAAUUAAAGUGGGAGGUUAAGUAAUAAGAAUAAAAGUAAACAUAUAAUUGAAAAUUAGAUAAAGUAAAAAUUGCUGAAGCAGUUCUAAAGUUAAUAUUGAUGCAAAGGAAUAUUGCUGAUUUUUGAACUACAAAUGAGGAUUGAGUUUGGUUUUAGAAGAAAAAAAUCUUUACAGGAGAGUGUCAAAGUUUAAUUAUGCAAUAUGAAUAUUUCACAUUAUUUUGUUAGCAUGGUCACAUUGCUUAUGAUAAAAUACUUCAAGUGCCAAGAUAAUAAAAACUUACUGAAUGAA
Dromiciops gliroides (monito del monte) is the source of this 3219-nucleotide messenger RNA. RefSeq names its product docking protein 5 (gene DOK5). Gene Ontology annotation, biological process: cell surface receptor protein tyrosine kinase signaling pathway; positive regulation of MAPK cascade. The transcript is spliced from 8 exons. The record is from RefSeq and is a predicted model, not a curated record. Lineage: Eukaryota; Metazoa; Chordata; Mammalia; Microbiotheria; Microbiotheriidae. Bases 348 to 1268 code for a protein of 306 amino acids. Gene Ontology annotation, cellular component: cytoplasm.